Molecule: messenger RNA, 978 nt
Organism: Onthophagus taurus
Lineage: Eukaryota; Metazoa; Arthropoda; Insecta; Coleoptera; Scarabaeidae
Source: RefSeq, a predicted model, not a curated record
CGCUAGAAUAUCUGCAAAUAGAAGAAAAAUCCUUGAGAUAACAUGGAGGAAGACGUUUGAAAUCCAGAUCGGAUGACUUGAAAUUAAAAAAUGUCAACGGUUUUAAAUCGAAAUAUCGCAAUGUGUCUCCUAUUACAAAGCAUAAACGUGAUUUUAACUUACGGAAAUUUCUUACAAACGAUGACUUCCGACAACUUUCAAUGUCCUCAACAUCCCGAUAAUACCGAAAAAAAUGAUUAUAAUUUUUUGUAUGAUUAUUUAUCGGGAACUGGAUAUCAUAAUUUCAACGAUUCCGUUACGAUCGGGUUUCUUGGGGCUUACGGACAAGCUCAAGUCGCGUUGGGAGCUUUACCAUUAGCAAUAGAUGCAGUUAAUGAAGAUAAAGAUUUGCUUCCUGGAAGAAAAUUAAUAUACAUCGCAGCGGAUAUUGGUACGAAUCCCGCUGGGUCCGGUCUGGCUCGAACUGAUUCAUCGUUAGCGACCAGGGCCAUUAGAAUAAUGACCGAAAUGAGGGAUAAUGGCACCGUUGCUUUCAUUGGUCCGGAUGACACGUGCUCAUCAGAAGCUUUGGUGGCUGCAGCUUGGAAUUUACCAAUGAUUUCAUAUAAAUGUGGCGAUAAGCGUGUAUCGGAUAAGAGAGUGUUUCACACCUUUGCGAGAACGUUACCUUCAUCCAGGAAGGUUUCAAAGAGCGUCGUAGCACUUCUCAAAGCUUUCAGCUGGGAUAAAUUUGUCGUCGUUUCCGGAUCUACUCCAGCGUCUGGUAGUGAAGUACAAGAAUCUAUAGAGGAAUUGUCAAGAAAACAUGGUUUAACUAUAACUGAUAUAAAAAAAUAUUCCGAUUAUAUUCCCAGUCAUAUUCGAUUUAUGGAAGAAAUUGUGGAUGAAACGUACCAAAAAACGAGAGGUAAGACACCGCGUUCGCAGACUGAUUUCAAACAUGCACCUUCGAAUAACAUUUGUAUAUUGCAACAAUGA